Messenger RNA from Capsicum annuum, 4993 nucleotides. Its product is annotated as putative nucleobase-ascorbate transporter 10. The coding region runs from base 3209 to 4798 and encodes 529 amino acids. The record is from RefSeq and is a predicted model, not a curated record. Gene Ontology annotation, cellular component: membrane. Gene Ontology annotation, biological process: transmembrane transport. Gene Ontology annotation, molecular function: transmembrane transporter activity. Lineage: Eukaryota; Viridiplantae; Streptophyta; Magnoliopsida; Solanales; Solanaceae. The transcript is spliced from 17 exons.
GUCUCUCCAUUUCAACUGUUUACCGCUCAUUCAUACUCUACUUUUCACACUAUUCCCAAGUAGAAACACCUUCGUUGCAGAGUACGUGCCUUAAUUAUCUGUACCUCUCUUCUAAUUUCAAGUUCAAUAUUUUGAAAUACUUAGGUCAUUUUAUGAUGUUCAUUCUAAAUUAAACUAAUACAUGGAGUAUUCUAUGUUUCAUUGUGAAGAAAAAAUUGUGACUUUUGCUUUCAUGAGCUGAUUCUGAGCGAAUACCUAAUCAAAUUGACUGCUGAUGAUGCUUUUUUACUAUGAUUUUUAGAGUAUUUUUUGUAGUUUUUAAAUAUAUAUCUAAACUUAGGCGAAAUUUGCUGUAACGAGCCUCAACUUUGCGGGUCCCUGUGAUCCCCUUGACUAUUUAUUACUCCCUCCAUCCCAUUUGAUGUGUCAGCUUUUGACUGGGCAUGGAGUUUAAGAAACGAGUCAUGACUUUGUAAAGUUUAUAAAAUUGUCCCUUUUAAAGUUUAUUUUUAGUUGUCUUUUCUUAUUAAGUGAGACCCGGUAAGAAUAAAAUAGGGACAUUGCCAUUAAAUAGUUACCAAAUAAGGAGAUGUGACAUUUUUUGGGAUGGAUUGAAAAGGAAAUAGUGAAACAUAAAAUGAGACGAAGGGAGUAUUAUAUUUCUGCGGCAUAUAUUUGCCUAGCUAGACCACUGCAUGAAUACACACAUGCUGUGUGUGAGGGUUUGAAGUGGUCUAGCUGGACAAAUAUAUGCCGCAGAAAUACGGUAAUAAAUAGUCGAGGGGGGUCAUAGGACCCCCACAAAGUUGAGGCGUGUUACAACAAAUUUCACCAAUGUUUAAGUAUAUUUCUGAUUCUUUUCCCUAUGUUUAUUUAUUUUUUUAAAAUUAAAAUAAUUGAUGUCUGAAUAUAACAAAAGGAUUAGGAGUAGAUAGUUUGGUUCUCCUACUUUAGAUCGUUUUGUUUUUAUAAACGUGGUAUAGGGCCAGCUCGUGCAUCUUGAUUAAUUCCACGGGAUACUUGCCACCUCUGUUCAGGUAACUUUGUCGACCAAAGCUAGGAUAAAUGGAAAGAAAGCACCUAGUGUUUUUAUCUCUUCUACUUUAAAUCUUGUUUGUUCUUUUUGAGAUAGAAGGAAUAUUAUAGUGCAAGCAGUUAGUGCAUCAACCUUUACAUAGAUUUCGUUGUUCAUUUCUUAAGGAAUAAAUUAUAAGCACAUUCUGUUUUACAUAUCAAUUUUCUCUAAUAUGUGAGUCAAUCUUUGGUGAAUGCUAGACUCAACGAGAAUUGUACACACAUUUUGUUUGCCUCGAGUUAUACCCGUGCCAUCAAGUAGAGAGCUUUAUAGACUAGUAAUGUAGUUAUCUGAGUUUUGUUGAUUCACUAUUAAUUUACAGUAGAUAAUGAGAAGAGAUAAUGUAGUUAUUAUCCUUUUCUAUCUGUUAUUAUAUAUUGCCGUGGAUGUAUGCUUUUAUGUGGUUUGUUUGUUAUAUUGUUAUUAUGUUUGUUAUUUGUUUUGAGCCGGGGGUCUAUCGGAAACAGUCUCUCUACUUCAUCUGAGGUAGUGGGAUGGGCUGCGUACGCUUUACCCUCCCCAGACCCCACUUGAUGGGAAUACACUGGGUAUGUUGUUGUUGUUGUUGUUACAACGUUGAAUCACAUACCCAGAGCGUAGUGGAUGAAGACAUCAAGACGUUACUUCGCACACUUUCUGUUCCUGCUAACUCAUAAUGUUUCCAUCCCAAUAUGUUUGACUCACGUCGUAUGUCUCUCUAUAAGGUGCACGUAACAUGUAUAAGAACCCGUUUUGAGUACUAUUCGUGUGCGGGAAUAUGGUAACUUUUUAAUCUGCAGUAUUUAACUUAGAUUGAUUGACGAACUGCAUUUUUGCUUGUCUACAAUCCAAUAAAAGAAAUGUUAUUGGUUGGAAUAAAGUAGGUAUCGAUAUAGAAUUUUUGCAUAUUUUUAUAUCAGCUUAGUUCCAUUUGGAACUUUUUAUAGUUCUUGUCAAAGCAAUUAAUUUUUUGCUUCGAGAAUAUUUCCAGAAACAUAUUAGAGAACAUAUUCAAAUAUUUCCUGAUUGUUCUUUAUUUCUUCCCCUUUUUUUAGCAAAAUGGGGAGAGAUUCGGAUGCGUAGUUGUCAGAGGUCUUCGUACGUUUUCUAAUUUUGAGUGUUAAGCAUAAAAACACUGCAAUUUGUUACUGUUUAUAAUCUAUUACCAGCUGUCCUUUGCACUCAUCAUACGGCCGAGAUCUGCUCGAGCACAAAUUCGUCGAUAUACAAUGCACGUGUUCACUUGUGGGAAUAAAGUGUAUUCGGUCUAUACACAUGUACUUUUCCCCAACUUAGGUUUCCCUCGAAGAUGUCGCCGUCGUCUUCACUUUCAGAGAGAACAGGCCUGCAAGGAAAUGUUUCCGCACAAAGUGGCAGUCCAAUUCCACGUGCUUCCUACGCUCAUGAAAGGCCAGAUUUCAAGCGAUAUGGAUAGCUGCUUGGCUAUCUAAAUGAAUCAGAGAUCGGGAGCUCCGGUGGAGAUCCCAUAUCAAGAAGUUGAUUGAGCCAUGUCAAUUCAGCCACGACUCUUCUCAUGGAGCGAUGCUCAUUUGCCGAGGAUAAGGAAAUGGAGACCUGUUUUUUCGACUUCCAAGAAACAGGCGAGCCUCCAAGAGUGAUAAAAAAUCCACUGACGGAUCGAUGCGAAUUGACACACGAUCCAAUCUGCAUCGCAAAAUAAACAACUUGACAGGAGGAUCAGUUGUCAAAAAUAGACCAUGAUUGGGAUUGUUCCCGGGGUGUCGAAGAACUCGCGGUGCAGCUGAAAAAUGAGAUGUCCUAGGAUCCUGUAUAUACUGAGAGAGAUGUUGUACUGCAUAGCAAAUAUCAGGUUCACUAUGAGUGAGUAUCAAGAAGUGAAGAAACAAGUGGAAGAUGGGAGCAAUCAUAUUCAGAAAGGAGCUCCAACGUGUAAUUCUGUUGAGUUAUAAUGAGAUCAUGAGGCUCCCUCAAAAUCUAAAUUCCCAAAAAAUAAUGAUAGGAUUCAUUCUAUCAUUCAAGCUUCAAAAUGAAUGGAUGAGCACUUCUGGAUUAUCAAGAGUGAGUUAUCUAAUCGUCACCCAACCCUCUUAAGAUAUAUGGUAUGGAUGAGUCAAUGCAUGAAAUAGCGCCAACUUCAACUUCCCUCAAAAAUAAUCUCUUUAAGUCACAAUCAUGUCUAAUGGCAACAAUGGAGCUAAAAUGGCUGAAGAAUUACAUCCUCAUCCAGUUAUGGAGCAACUUAACAAUGUACAAUACUGUAUUAACAGCCCACCACCUUGGGGGGAAGCAUUGUUCUUGGGGUUUCAGCAUUACAUAUUGAAUCUUGGUAAUAUUGUCUUAAUUCCAAGUAUCAUAGUUCCUCAAAUGGGUGGUGGCAAGGAUGAGAAGGCAAAAGUAGUACAGACAUUGCUUUUUACUUCAGGAGUGAAUACAUUACUACAAUCAUUCUUUGGGACAAGAUUGCCGUUGGUAGUUGGUGGUUCAUAUGCAUAUUUGAUACCAAUUACCACAAUUAUCCAGGCUAACAGGUUCUCAGUUCUUCAGAAUCCUAAACUGAGGUUUAUGCAUACAAUGAGGAACAUACAAGGGGCUCUUAUUGUUUCAUCUUGUUUCCAAAUUCUACUGGGCUUCCUUGGUCUGUGGAGAAAUGUUGUAAGGUUACUUAGCCCUCUAUCUGUGGCACCACUUAUUACCUUAACCGGACUAGGACUCUAUUAUCUUGGCUUUCCAUUGAUUGCAGAAUGUGCCGAAGUUGGGGUACCUCAAUUGAUUUUCAUGGUUGUCAUCACACAGUAUCUGCCAACAUAUCUCAAAUUAAAGAGGCCCAUAUGUGACCGGUUUGCAAUGCUCUUCUCCAUACCAAUUGUAUGGUUAUAUGCAGCAAUCCUAACCUGGAGUGGUGCAUACAAGAGUGUAAAUGAAGCAAAAUGCCGCACUGAUAGCUCCGGACUUAUUACUGGAUCUCCUUGGAUCGACCUGCCAUAUCUAUUCCCAUGGGGGGUUCCAACUUUCAAAUUUGGAGAUGCCUUUACUAUGAUGAUCGCUUCUUUUGUUGCUUCUGUGGAGUCAACUGGUGUAUUUCAUGCAUCAGCAAGAUAUGGAAGCGCUACACCAGUGCCACCUUCUGUCAAUAGCCGGGGUGUUGGCUGGCUGGGGAUUGGGACUAUGCUAAAUGCCAUUUUUGGUGGUGUCACUGGUUGCACUGCUACAGCGGAAAAUGCUGGUUUAUUGGCAAUGACAAGAGUUGGAAGCCGAAGAACCGUGCAAAUAUCUGCUGGUUUUAUGAUUUUCUUCUCCAUCUUCGGAAAAUUUGGAGCAAUCCUUGCUUCAAUACCUGUAUCAAUCAUGGCUGCAAUAUACUGUAUCUUCUUUGGAUACAUCUCAUCAGCUGGUCUUGGAUUUCUCCAAUUCUGUAACCUUAACAGCUUUAGAACAAACUUCAUAUUGGGAUUCUCUCUUUUCCUUGGAUUUUCCUUACCACAAUACUUCAGAGAACAUCAAAUGUGCUCUGGAUCUGGUCCUCUUCAUACACAUUCAAGAUGGUUUAAUGACACAAUGUCUGUCAUCUUCACAUCACACGCCACGAUAGCUGCUAUGGUUGCUGUAAUUUUGGAUCAGACUCUUCAGUUUAGUAGCGAUGAAACUCAAAAAGAUAAUGGGUCGCAUUGGUGGGACAAGUUUGUGGUAUAUACUAAAGAUGUUAGAAGUGAUGAGUUCUAUAAAUUACCAUGCCAACUUAAUAGGUUCUUCCCAUCUUAUUAGUCGAAGAAAUGUCAUCACUGUUUUGCAAGGGGGUUGUUCUCUUCAUCAACUCACUCAAGUUCUAUCUUUGUUUUAUUCUUUCAAAUUUGAUUGACGAAAGGUUCUUUGGGUUACCGUGAACUCAUUACCUAUUGUAUUGUACUGGAUUUUUUUUUGGAUAUUUUGAUGGAUUAUAUUGUUUAAUAUGGUUAUAUG